AUGGCUUCAAAUAUUACAUGGCAUCCAAAUUUAACGCAUGUUGAGCGUUCAGAGUUGAGAAACCAAAAAGGUGUCACUGUCUGGCUUACAGGAUUAUCGGCCAGUGGAAAAUCAACCAUUGCAUGUGCCUUAGAACAAUCUAUUUUAGGUAGAGGAUUAAACUGUUACAGAUUAGAUGGUGAUAACGUUAGAUUCGGAUUAAACAAGGAUUUGGGGUUCAGUGAAAACGACAGAAAUGAGAAUAUUAGAAGAAUCUCAGAAGUUGCCAAAUUAUUCAAUGACUCUUGUUGUAUUACUUUGACUUCAUUUAUUUCGCCAUACCAAAAGGACAGACAAUUAGCCAGAGAAUUGCACGAAAAAGACAAUUUACCAUUCGUUGAGGUUUAUGUUGAUGUUCCUGUUGAGGUUGCUGAAACCAGAGAUCCAAAAGGAUUAUACAAGAAGGCCAGAGAAGGUAUCAUUAAGGAAUUUACUGGUAUUAGUGCACCAUACGAAGCACCAGAUAAGCCAGAAAUUCACUUGAAGAACUAUGAAGGUGUCUCUAUUGAAGAUGCUGCGCAACAAAUUAUUGACUAUUUAAUUAAGAAUAAUUAUGUUUAA
Debaryomyces tyrocola is the source of this 600-nucleotide messenger RNA. The record is from the annotation of a GenBank genome assembly. Lineage: Eukaryota; Fungi; Ascomycota; Pichiomycetes; Serinales; Debaryomycetaceae.